GUACAUGUUUUUGGAGUUCUCAUCUCCUCAAAACGCAUAUGAAGCUGUUAAGAUGACAAAUGGGUACAAACUGGAUAAGCAACAUUCUUUUAAAGUUAACCAUUUUUCUGAUUUUGAAAAGUACAUCAAUAUUCCUGAUGAAUGGUCUCCCCCAGAUCCAAAACCAUAUCAAGAUCUAGGAAAUUUGCGUAGUUGGUUGCAGAACAAGGAGUGUUUUGACCAGUUUAGUGUCAUUUAUGGAGAAGGUGAUAAGACUGCAAUAUUUGUAAAUAGUCCAGAACCCUCAAAAAUGGAAGAGAGAGAUCGGUGGACAGAAACAUAUGUCAGAUGGUCACCUCAAGGUACACACCUUGCAACCUUUCAUGUGAAGGGUAUAGCAUUGUGGGGAGGUCCAAAGUUCAGCCAAAUAAUGAGGUUUAGCCAUCCUGGUGUUCAGCUUAUUGAUUUCUCACCAUGUGAAAAAUAUUUAGUAAUAUUUAGUCCUCUUCACGAUAGCCAUGAAGAUCCUCAGGCAAUUAUUAUAUGGGAUAUUCGUUCUUGUGUCAAGAAGAGAGGUUUUCAUUGUGAGAGCAGAAGCACAUGGCCAAUAUUCAAGUGGAAUUUUAAUGGAAGCUACUUUGCCAGGAUUGGAUAGGAUGCUAUUAGUAUUUAUGAAACUCCAUCAUUUGGUCUUCGAAAAAAAAGUUUAAAGAUCCCAGCUGUGAGGGAUUUCUCCUGGUCUCCAACUGAUGACAUCAUCGCAUACUGGGUGCCAGAACAAUCUAACACACCUGCUCGUGUAACAUUGAUAGAAAUACCCAGCAGAUUAGAAUUAUGUGUUAGAAAUUUAUUCAAUGUUGCUGACUGUAAAAUGCAUUGGCAGAAGAGUGGUGAUUAUCUUUGUGUUAAAGUUGAUAGAUACAAGAGUAAGAAAACGGAUGACAAAGAACAAACAAAAUGCAGUGGUAUUUAUUACAAUUUUGAGUUGUUCAGAAUCAGAGAAAAGCAGAUACCAGUGGACAAAGUAGAAGAGAAAGAAACUGUAUUAGCGUUUGCUUGGGAGCCCAUUGGCAAUAAAUUUGCAUAUAUUCAUGGAGAGGCUCCACGUAUAAAUGUAACCUUUUAUAACAUUCAACCUAAAAAAAAAGUAGAGUUGAUAAAAACAUUCGAGAAAAGGUCGGCAAAUCAUCUUUUUUGGAGUCCUAAUGGUCAAUUCAUAGUUCUAGCUGGACUAAGGAGUAUGUAUGGAGUUUUGGAUUUUGUUGAUACUCAAGACAUGACUGUAAUGACUCAAACAGAGCAUUUUAUGGCCACUGAUAUGGAAUGGGAUCCGACAGGCAGAUAUGUUGUUUCUGCAGUUAGCUGGUGGGGUCAUAAGGUUGACAAUGGUUAUUGGUUAUGGAAUUUCCAAGGUAUUCUUCAACAUAAACAACCUCUUGAGAAGUUUUGCCAACUCCUGUGGAGACCAAGCCCUGUAUCUUUACUGUCAGAAAAUAGAGUUAAGGAGAUAAAGAAGAAUUUUAAAACUUAUGGCCAGCAACGAAAAAUAAACAGCAACGCAAAAAAGGGAACGUUGUCACAGAUAAAGGAUAAAUGA
Molecule: messenger RNA, 1576 nt
Organism: Physella acuta
Lineage: Eukaryota; Metazoa; Mollusca; Gastropoda; Physidae
Product: eukaryotic translation initiation factor 3 subunit B-like
Biological process (GO): translational initiation
Cellular component (GO): eukaryotic translation initiation factor 3 complex
Molecular function (GO): translation initiation factor activity; translation initiation factor binding; RNA binding
Source: RefSeq, a predicted model, not a curated record